Asterias rubens (European starfish) is the source of this 5450-nucleotide messenger RNA. RefSeq names its product ATP-binding cassette sub-family C member 9-like. The transcript has 32 exons. Lineage: Eukaryota; Metazoa; Echinodermata; Asteroidea; Forcipulatida; Asteriidae. Gene Ontology annotation, biological process: transmembrane transport. Gene Ontology annotation, molecular function: ATP hydrolysis activity; ATP binding; ABC-type transporter activity. The coding region runs from base 534 to 5225 and encodes 1563 amino acids. Gene Ontology annotation, cellular component: membrane. The record is from RefSeq and is a predicted model, not a curated record.
UAGUGCUCGUCUUGUAGCAAUUGUCGUUGUCGUUGUCGUACGUUGGGUCGCAGUGACACUACUUUUUGGUGAUAGUUGUCUUUCACCAUGCAGACAGCCAAUCUUUGGUCCGUUUGAUUGUGGUCCUUUUUUAUACCGCGAUUUUGUUUUGCUAGAAUUAUUUCCUACAACCUUUUUCACUUUUAAACCCUUUCCAUUUAUUCUGUUGCACAAAAUGCCGCCUACAUUGACAAGUGAAUUCUAUCAACUUUCUAUUGACGUGAAACCAGUAGUUUGUGCUUAGUGAAUAUGCACUGGAGAGUGAACGUUGGUUCUUUCUUGACAAUGGGCGUUUUGUAUAACACUAUGUAGAGGUGCUGAAAUGGUGACAACACGCCAGUAAAAAACAGAGCGGGGGAAGCAACAGCAGACGAUCGAGAGGUUGCACCUCACAGGUCAAUCUGAGCAUAAUCUUUCAAGUCCCGCUGAACAUAUCGCACUAACUUUUACUUUGGUUUGCAUGGCUUUAAGAAAGCGCCUGUCAUACGUAAAGAAUGUCUUGGGAUUGGAUCUGUGGAACUCAGGAAUCCAGCACCGUCAAAGAGGAUGUCAUCCGACUUGACAAUGUCUGUUUGCUGAAUGGAGUAGCGAGCAUCUCUCAUGGUAUAUUCCUCAUCAUCUUCUCACUUAUUCUCCUGGUGGUUGGAUGCUGCACAAAGUAUCGUCAAGUCAACAAUAAACAUCUACUGGUGUAUCCUGGCCAUAGCAUAAGAUGGCUCAUAUCAGCAUUACUCCUGGUGAUCAUUCUUGCAUCCAUUGGUGAGGGCGUCAUGACUGAUGAGACAUACCAAGUCUUGAAUCAACCCACUCAGCCCCAUCUCUACGUUCACAGUGUCUUGAGCUUCAUAGCAGUCUUGGUGUCCCUCAUCUAUUAUCAUCACAUGGAACUAUGGCAGAUACCGAUCAUGUCUCCGCUUCUUUUCCUGUAUUGGUUGUCUUCCCUUGGACAUGAAAUAUUUUGUGUGUUGAGUUUGGAAUAUCAGAAUCAGGAUAACGUUAACAUUGUUCUCUUUGACUUGACUGUCAUCAAAAUAGUCAUCUACUUCUUCUUGAUGAUCGUAGAGCUGAAUGUCAUCAGAACUGAGUUUGGGCCUCCCUUUCAUCAAGAAAAACCAGUUUCAAGCGACACGGAGCAACCUGAAAUGAUGUUCAGACAUGACUGCGUUAGUUACUUCUCUUCUGUCACACUGUGGUGGGUCCAAUGGCUUCUCAACCUUGGCUACAAGAAACACCUUGAGCAGACUGACUUGGGAAUACCUGCUGAACGACACGAGGCAAAAUUCAACCACGAAAGAUUUCGUAAAGCUUUCCUGGAAGAAUUGGAAAGUGCUAAGAAACGUGGAAAGCAUGCAUCACUCAUGAAAGUCUACACCAGGGUGUACGGACGACGGCUUCUUUGGGCAGCAGCGUUGAAGCUGAUUGGUGAACUAGUCUCCCUCAUCUGUCCAAUCACAGUGGGGUUAUUAACAGCUUAUGUUACCACUCUCAAGUACCCCACUGCAGAAUCCUCACAAGUUAUCGAGGGGCAUCAUGUCACAUUGGAAGAGUUCUUUAUGAAUGGUUUUGUCAUCGUUUUCAUCAUGUUCUUCUCUAGUUUUGUUGGAUCAACUUGCGUACAGAACCAUAUUUACUUAGUUAUGUCUCAAGGGAUUGACGUACGAACCGCUUUACAGGCCAUGGUUUAUGAGAAAUCCUUGCGUCUCUCUACUGUUGCCACUACGGGAGGCACGAUGGACAUGGGACAGAUCACUAAUCACAUGUCGUCGGAUCCUAUUGCCAUGUUCUUCAUGUUUCAAAUGGUUAACAACUUAUGGGUUGUUCCUGUACAGAUUCUAGCAAUACUAAUGCUGCUGUACAUGCAGAUGGGAUAUUCAGCACUUAUUGCAGCAAGUAUCUUCUUCAUACUCGGCCCAAUCCAGAUGAAGAUUGCUUCCUACAUGGGCAACCAGCAGAAGCAAAUAUUGCGGUGCAGUGACGAACGCCUGAAGAAAACGAAUGAAUUACUUCAAGGUAUCAAGCUACUGAAGUUAUACGCAUGGGAAGGACUGUACUUAAAAGCCAUUGAGAUCAUCAGAGCUAAAGAACUCGACUACCUACUCAAGUUCAACAUUGGCUACGUUUAUACAUUACUUUUGACGAUAGCUGCUCCAGUUCUUGUUACAAUUGUGGGAUUUGGAACCUACACCGCCCUCUGUGGCAAACCCCUUACACCGGAUGUCACCUUUUCAUCUCUGGCUCUUUUCAACGCUCUCCUCAACCCGUUGACGUUGCUUCCUGUGAGUUUAAUGUACACAAUAAACGGCAUCGUCAGCACCAAACGACUUGAGAAGUUUCUAUCAGCACCGGAUGUUGAAAUGAAUAAGGGCGGUUUGACUCGGAAACAAACUGGAACAGAAAUACAGAAGGUUAAACGCCAGAAACCCAGGUCCUCAAAGCCCACUGAUCUUGCAAAACAAUCGCUUCUCGAUGGUGACGCCAACAAAGAACAAGCAUUCAGAGAUGAGGACUCUGACAUUGAAGAAGAACCAAUGAGGGUUAGUUAUGGAAAUGUACCGUUGGAACAUGAUCUGGACAUUAAGAUAUCCGACGGCUGUUUCCGUUGGUACUCAUCUGAGGCAAAAUUUGCAACACUUUCUGAUAUCAACGUGGACAUACCAAAGGGAACUUUGAUGGUUGUUAUUGGUCAGAUUGGUUCUGGUAAAUCAUCUUUAAUUUCAGCAAUCCUGGGUGAAAUGACAACUGAGUCUGGAAUGGUGCAAGUCAGGGACCGGAACCAGAUAGCGUUUGCUGCUCAGAAACCUUGGCUGCUUAAUACAAGUCUACAGGAAAAUGUACUCUUCUCUCAACCAAUGGACUCUAAAAGAUACAAACGAGUGAUAGACGCUUGUUCCCUGCAACCAGACAUUGAUAUCUUACCAGCUGGAGACCAGACUGAGAUUGGUGAGAAAGGAAUCAACCUAAGUGGUGGACAGAAGCAGCGAAUCAGCGUGGCUAGAACCAUGUACUCUGGCAGAGAUAUCGUUCUAUUGGACGAUCCACUGUCAGCGCUUGAUGUCCAUGUUGGUCGCCAUUUGUUCGAAGAGGGAAUCAUGAAAUUGCUAAUUAGACAAAGACGGACAGUUAUUUUGGUCACCCAUCAACUUCAGUAUCUAAACAGAGCAGACUUGAUAAUAGAAAUGAAAGAUGGUCGGAUAGCUGCCCAAGGUACAUUAGAUGACAUCAUUGCUGCUGAUCCUGAUAUGUAUAGUGAGUACAACAAGGCUAUAGAACUAGCCAGCGAGUCGGAAGCCGAGUUGGAACAGUCUGGUUACGAAUCAGAGUCAGUCAAGGAGGAGAGAGCGCGACUCCAACAGCAAGUCAAGACUUUAUCUAAGAAAAAAAAAAUGACAAAAGGUGGAGAUAAAACAAAUGGAUCUGGUGCUCUGGUGGAAAAGGAAGAGAUUGAACGAGGUUCCGUUUCUUACUCCGUGUAUCUCUACUACUUCAUGAAUGCAGGCUAUUUCACAAUCCUAUUCAGUAUUAUCUUAGCUGUGGUUAACACUGGGUUCUUCGUUGGAACCAAUUUCUGGCUGUCGGCCUGGACCGAAGCUGGCCUUCAGAACCAUACGGACACCACCUCAGCAUUUAAAGAUUACUUUAGUGGCUAUGUUGGACUGAAUUUAGCUUAUCUAAUUUUCAAAAUGCUGGCAUCUUCAGCCCUGCUAUGGGGAGCUUUGCAGGCUUCCAAGAGACUCGUCCUGAGAAUGCUCCGAAAUAUCAUCAAAGCACCUUUCAGAUUUUUUGAUGUAACCCCUCUAGGUCGAAUAAUGAACAGAUUUUCUGGUGACUUGGAUACGAUUGAUAAGAGACUCAUCACGUCAUUUACCUUAUUUAUGUUCAGCUCAAUGACUCUACUAUCUGCUGUGGUUGUCAACGUCAUCGUCACGCCAAUCUUCAUCAUGUUCUGUAUCCCUAUUGCUAUUACCUACUUAUUCUUGCAGAGAUACUUCUUAGCAACCUCAAGGGAGUUACAACGACUAGAAAGUGUUAGCAAGUCUCCUGUGUUGGCUUAUUUCUCAGAAAGCCUCGGUGGAAUCACUACAAUUCGGGCAUUCAGGCAAAGUCAGCGUUUCUAUGAUACUAUUAUCGAGAGAAUCAAUGCAAAUGUCAUUGCCUCGUUGUACUUACUUGCAGUAAAUCGAUGGCUCGCAAUUAGAGUGGACUUCAUUGCUUCAUUGACGGUGUUUGUAGUUGCUAUGACAACGCUGAUUAGCGCAUUAGCUGUAGGUCUGGAUCCCAGUCUCGUUGGAUUACUAGUCUCAUACACCAUACAGAUCUGUGGUCAGGUAAAUUUGUAUGUGCGCUCAUCAACAGAAAUUGAAAUACAAAUGAAUGCCGUGGAACGAGUCAAGCACUACUCACAAGUUGACACUGAAUCAUAUGAAGGCAUUGAACCACCAGAUGAUUGGCCAAUGUAUGGAACAGUGACGCUUGAAAACGUAUCUGCACGGUACUGCCAUGGUAUGGAUCCUGUUCUUAUUGAUGUAUCAGUAGAAAUAGGAGCGAAACAAAAGGUUGGGGUUUGUGGACGGACAGGAGCUGGGAAGUCUUCACUUAGUCUCACUUUACUCCGUGUUUUAGACGUUUUUAAAGGUCGCAUCAUAAUCGAUGGAGUGGAUAUUAAGUCUGUUCCCCUGACUUCUCUGAGGAGUAAGAUUAGCAUUAUCCCACAGGAUCCUGUUCUGUUUGAAGGGACAUUAAGGCAUAACUUGGACCCAUGUGGUAUAAUUGAAACCGAUGAGGCCCUUUGGCAUGCUUUAGAAAUCGCUCAGCUCAAAGAUAUGGUUUCUUCCUAUCAACAUGGAUUGGAUGCUCUGGUGACUGAAGGUGGUGAGAAUUUCAGCGUUGGUCAGCGGCAGUUAUUCUGUUUGGCUCGUGCCUUCCUGAGGAAGUCUCGUAUCCUCAUCAUGGAUGAAGCCACUGCCUCAAUCGACCUAGAAACGGAUAAGAUUGUUCAGCGUGUUGUAUCGGAUGCCUUUGCUGAUUGCACCGUACUGACCAUUGCUCAUCGGAUUGCAACCAUAAUGAACUCUGACAAGGUUCUGGUUCUAGACAAUGGCAAAGUAGCGGAGUAUGGGACGCCAAAUGAACUCUUGGAAAAACAGGAUGGGUUAUUUGCUUCAUUUGUACAAGACACUAACCUCUGAUUGGCUCUUGCUAAUUAGCUGUUUUCGAAGAGCGGGCUGCCCGGCUGCUUUGCUUGGUUAUAAUAUUUGAUGCAUUAUGAGUAGUAGAUUUGUUUGAGUAUGCUAUGGGCCAGUUGGCUCAAUGAUAAUUGCCACACACUGAAAGUUUUUCUGAGUUGAUUUAAAGGCAAGUUCAGGCAUUGGUAAUGCCCCCGCCCCCCCCCCCCCCCCCCAAAAAAAAAAAAA